Messenger RNA from Erigeron canadensis, 656 nucleotides. RefSeq names its product subtilisin-like protease SBT3.17. The coding region runs from base 123 to 503 and encodes 126 amino acids. Lineage: Eukaryota; Viridiplantae; Streptophyta; Magnoliopsida; Asterales; Asteraceae. The transcript has 3 exons. The record is from RefSeq and is a predicted model, not a curated record.
UAUUUUCUUCUUUCUUUUAUUUAUUCUUUUUCCUUAAGCAUCUCCGCCCCCGUGUAAUCCGAGUCUUCGUCAUUAAGCAAAAAAACACCUUAACUUUCUUCAUCCUUCAAAUAUCUAUAUAAAUGGCAUCUCAAUCCAUAAUCAUAAUAAUCAUCUCACUUUCUCUAAUUAUCAUAUCAUCAUCAAUGGCGGAAACCCAAUCAUCUGUACCAGCAGCAGCAGCAGCUGUCCCAGUUAAGGAAACAGCUGCAGUUCAUAUUGUUUACACUGACCGACCCGUCGAUGAAGACCUUGAAAUUUUUCAUAUGCGAACACUCUCUUCAGUUCUUGGCAGUGAGGAGGCAGCACAAGGGGCUUUGCUGUACACUUACAAGCAUGCGGCUUGUGGGUUUUCUGCCAAGCUUACUCCCAAGCAAGUUGAAGAACUUUCAAAACGACCAGGUGUUCUCCAAGUGAUAGAGAGCAGGACUAUGCAGCUCCAUGAUGCACCGGCAAACGUCUAGAAUCUACAACUCAAUGGCUGAAGGACUGACUGUCUUACGUUUUAAAACACUUCUAAUAUGUAGUCUCUGUAAGAUACAAAUGCUUUUACACAACAUCUCUGUAUAUGUAUACUUUCGGUUUUCAACCAUAAUAACUUGGGUAACUUGAGUUAA